Leptidea sinapis is the source of this 2335-nucleotide messenger RNA. RefSeq names its product neuropeptide FF receptor 1-like (gene NGR-A35). The record is from RefSeq and is a predicted model, not a curated record. Gene Ontology annotation, biological process: G protein-coupled receptor signaling pathway. Gene Ontology annotation, cellular component: membrane. The transcript is spliced from 9 exons. The coding region runs from base 141 to 1388 and encodes 415 amino acids. Lineage: Eukaryota; Metazoa; Arthropoda; Insecta; Lepidoptera; Pieridae. Gene Ontology annotation, molecular function: peptide binding; neuropeptide Y receptor activity.
AAACAGAUAAUGCAAAAGUUUAUUAAAAUAUAUUUUGCAUGUUUUCAUGAUCUGACUAUAAAAUAACUAGCUCUAAAAAGAAUUACUAAUUUAAAAACUUAGUACUACUUUCUAUGUGAUUAGUGAUGUGAAGUGACAAGAUGCCAGUGAAGUCUUUCAAUACGUCACUGUCCAGUUUGAACUGGUCUGAAGCGGUUUGGGAUGUACCGCCCAUGGAACUGGACAUGUUCUACCGACCGGACGUCGUUAUCAUUGUGUUGUAUGUGGCUGUCCUGACAGCCUCACUGUCUGCCAACACACUGCUCAUCUUCAUCGUUAUCAAGUUCCAGUAUAUGAGGAGUGUGACGAAUAUAUUUCUGGUGAACCUGUCAGUCGCUGAUCUACUGGUGACGUUGUUCUGUAUGCCCGUUCAGAUCUCCAAAUCUGUUACCCUGCUGUGGUAUUUCGGAGAAGUUAUGUGCAAGACAGUAAACUUUUUACAAGGAGUGGCAGUGUCUUCUAGCGUUUUCACAAUAACUGCGAUGUCAGUGGACCGCUAUCUAGCCAUCACGCAGUCGCUGCGACAACCCUGGAUACCGUCACGACGAGGAGCCUGCAGCCUGCUCGUCGGGAUCUGGCUGAUAUCGCUGGCUAUAUUUGCACCGUUGUUAGCAGUUGCUGCUGUCGAGAGAGAGGUCAUACCACUACUAGUUAGAACGAGGAAUGGAUCGAUUUGGGUCGAGAGAAGCGUCGAGUUCUGCACAGAGAAAUGGCCAGACACGAUCAAGAAAGAAAUGUUCGGAGCUCUCAGUUUCAUACUCGUCUACGCAGUUCCUGGUUGUGUGGUUGUGAUCUCAUACUCUCUGAUGGGCCGCAGGUUAUGUUCAGUACUGCCUCCGUUCGAUCAAGCUGAAGGCAGCGCAAGUAGUCAACAGCGUAUACGGCUCGUACGUGAGAGAAAGAGAGUGGCUCUGAUUCUUCUGUUGCUGGCUGUCUUGUUUGCUCUGUGCUGGCUGCCUUACAACAUCCUGCAGCUGAUGAUUGAUGUUAAUGCUGUCCAAGUAGAAUCUGUUGCUGUCAUGCUGCCUUAUACGUUAUUAUUAGGUCAUGCGAACUCGGCCAUAAACCCCAUAGUUUACUGCCUGAUGACCAGAAACUUCCGGCGCUCACUCCGCAAGCUGAUCUGUCACGACACCGGUAACAUUCACUCUUCUACUCAUUUCCAUAUGCAAGGGAUUCGUCAAAAGUCCAACACGUCUAGUGGGCGGACAUGUACUACAGUGACAUUUCGUAGCAGUCAGCAAGGCCGCCUCUCCUACUCCCCGAGUAUACAGUACGGCAAAGUUCAGCGAAGCUGUUCGCGAGAUCCCAAUAGGAAAGACAGGGGACAUAAACCUCAGUUCUUAUAAAUAUUGUCAUAAAUUAUAAUCGAUAAAUUAUUAAUUUUGAACGGUUUUGUAAUUAAAGAACAAUAUCUAUAGGUAUAAUAUGAAAUUGUACUUCAAUUUAACUUCGCAUUCUUUGUAAAGACAGUAUUUUAUUAGCGGGAAACAAAAUUCAAAUUUUGGAAUACUUCACAGUCCUCAUAGUGGAUAUCCCGAUGUGGAUUCCAUUAAAAUUACUGCAUUCUUCACUACUACUGAGGUUUAGCCUAUGCUAAUUUUAUUCUGUUAUUUGCCAAGCGAAACAGGUUUUCCACUCCAUUGAUAUUAGUCCAUUCCCGGUUGUCGCCCUCUAGUAUAGCCAUUAGUAGUUUUAAAAAGUUGCACCUUUCAUGACUUAAAACAUGACCCAGAUGUGAUACUUUUCUGCAUUAAGUCCAGGCUUCGCUACCGUUAAAUAUUCCAGGCUGGACAUUAUAAUUAUAGUGCCAUGAAAAACAUAAAUUGUAAUAAAUCCAAGUCUCGCAACUCAGUUCUUCUACGAAAAAAUGUUGUGAGAUCCAAAUCGGUCGAUUUAUUCAAUUACUACUUAAUGGUCCUUCUGUCUUUAGUUAUUACAAAAUUAGCUAACUUUGCAACAUCAUCUAGUAACCAAGUCUCUAGUCACUGGGUUUAUUCUCAGUUCAACAAUGGUAUGAAGAAAAUGUGCACCUACGUGAUACAUAGUGCUAAAGACCUCGGAAUAACUUUUGACAAAUCCUUGUCAUUCAAUUUAAAUAUAAGUAACGUUAUUGCAAAAGCUAAUUAAAUGAUGGGUUUUAUUUUCAGAAUAACAAAAGGGUAUAGGAAGCUUCAAAGAAGGUUAAGCCUUCUGCAUCUUUACACAUGUCUUAUUCGCAGUGUCUUAAAAUAUGGUACUUCUGUUUGGUCCCCUUACCAAAACACUUACCAAAAGGCUGACACUAUCGAGUCUG